Humulus lupulus (European hop) is the source of this 1027-nucleotide messenger RNA. RefSeq names its product protein C2-DOMAIN ABA-RELATED 4-like. The record is from RefSeq and is a predicted model, not a curated record. Bases 202 to 699 code for a protein of 165 amino acids. The transcript is spliced from 3 exons. Lineage: Eukaryota; Viridiplantae; Streptophyta; Magnoliopsida; Rosales; Cannabaceae.
UGGGUAUCAAAGUUUUUGGACGCCUUCAGCCUUCUCUCAAAUUCGCCAUCAACGCUUAUUAGUCCUUUCGUUGAAAACAGUGUCCCAAAACCUUUGUUUCAUUUCAUCCAAAAGAAAAAGAAAAAAGAAAUACCUUCUUUCUACCCUCUAUUAAUUCCUAAAACUUUUCUCUUCAACAAUAUCCAUAAUCAUUUUAUUUUAAUGGAGCACAUAAUGGGACUUCUCAGAAUUCACGUCCACAAAGGAGUUGACCUUGCCAUUAGAGAUGUCGUCAGUAGUGACCCUUAUGUAGUGAUCAGAAUGGGCAAGCAGAAGUUGAAGACUCGUGUGGUGAGGAAUUGUGUGAACCCCCAAUGGAAUGAAGAUUUGACCCUCUCAGUUGUAGAUCCAACUCUUCCAGUCAAGCUUUUGGUGUAUGACAAGGACACAUUUUCUAUGGAUGACAAAAUGGGAGACGCUGAGUUUGACAUUAGGCCAUUUGUCGAGGCUCUAAGGAUGCGUUUGGCAGGCCUACCCAGUGGAACCAUAAUCACAAAAGUCCAACCAAGUAGGCAAAACUGCCUAUCUGAAGAAAGCUCCAUAAUUUGGAGUGAGGGCAAACUGGUUCAGAACAUUUGUCUCAGACUUAAAAAUGUGGAGAGUGGGGAAGUGGAACUACAACUUGAGUGGAUUAAUGUUCCUGGUUCCAGGGGUAUCUGAGAAUUUGGGUUACUUACUAUAGCUUCUGUUAAAUUACAGUACAGUACAUAACAUAUUUUGAAAAGAAGAAGAAAAAAAAUGUUAGAUUUAUAGCCAAGCAAGGUGGUAACAACUUUGUUUACCUGUUAGAAACUGAGUGAAACUAUUUUAUUUAAAUGAUGUGUUGUAAUAAUAGUUCGAGGCCUUUCAAAAAAUAAAUAGUUAUAGGUUUUUAUUUUCACUAGUGUGUGCUUUAUUUAACUGUUUCUUAGAAAAAGUAGUCUAUUCGAGUGGAGAAUUGCGGAAUGUGUAAAUCUUCACUAUACAUGAAUGUGCAAUUUUUGCGUGA